AAUAAUACAGUACUAAAUAACAAUAAAUACCCCCUUGAUAAACCCUUUUAUUUAAAAAAAUAAUAAUCUAAUUACUGUCUCUCUAUCCUUCCUUCGAUCAUCGUCUUCUCAGAUCCUCAAAUCGAGAAGGAACCAUUCAGUGAGUUUGUUAAUUGGAGAAGGAGGAGUAAGAGGUCAAAGAUGGUGAAGAUGACAUUGAUAGCUCGUGUUACUGACGGUUUGCCAUUAGCUGAGGGUCUUGAUGAUGGACGUGACUUACCAGAUUCCGACAUGUAUAAGCAACAGGUCAAGGCUUUGUUCAAGAAUCUCUCUAGAGGUCAUAACGAAGCUUCGAGAAUGUCUGUUGAAACUGGCCCUUAUAUUUUCCAUUACAUCAUAGAAGGACGUGUUUGCUACUUGACAAUGUGUGACCGCUCUUACCCGAAGAAGCUAGCGUUCCAAUACCUGGAAGAUCUCAAGAAUGAGUUUGAACGUGUUAAUGGGCCUAACAUUGAAACAGCUGCUCGACCUUAUGCCUUUAUUAAGUUUGAUACUUUCAUACAGAAAACGAAGAAACUGUACCAAGACACUCGUACGCAACGAAACAUUGCUAAGCUGAAUGAUGAGCUCUAUGAGGUUCAUCAAAUUAUGACGAGGAAUGUGCAGGAAGUUCUAGGUGUUGGUGAAAAGCUAGACCAGGUGAGCGAGAUGUCGAGCAGGCUAACAUCUGAAUCUCGUAUAUAUGCUGAUAAGGCUAAAGAUUUGAACCGUCAGGCUUUGAUCAGGAAGUGGGCACCAGUUGCCAUCGUGUUUGGGGUCGUGUUCCUUCUUUUCUGGGUCAAGAACAAACUAUGGUAAAGAAAGGAGGAACCUGAGGCUAGAACUUCUCCAGACAUAUAUCAUCAACCGGCACCAAAAAUAUAUCUUCUUUCUUUUUCUAAGUGAAACAUUGACACACAUUUUGUACUUCUCUAGUAUUCAGAUUUUAUGAGACUGGUCAUAUUAUCAUCCAUCAAUACAGUUUUUAAACC
Messenger RNA from Eruca vesicaria subsp. sativa (arugula), 1010 nucleotides. Lineage: Eukaryota; Viridiplantae; Streptophyta; Magnoliopsida; Brassicales; Brassicaceae. The record is from the annotation of a GenBank genome assembly.